Messenger RNA from Monascus purpureus, 1044 nucleotides. The record is from the annotation of a GenBank genome assembly. Lineage: Eukaryota; Fungi; Ascomycota; Eurotiomycetes; Eurotiales; Aspergillaceae.
AUGCCCCCAAUAACGCCCAGCUCCCUCACCCUCAUCACCGGCGCAAACGGCUUCAUAGCAGCCCACUGCAUCGCCAUCCUCCUACACGCCGGCUACAGCGUCCGCUCCACCGUCCGCUCCGCCGCAAAGGCCCAGGCGGCCCUGCAAGCGCUCUCCGCCGCCAACGUCCCCAAUCUCCGGUCCCACCUGGAGCUCGUCGUCGUGCCCGACCCGACAGUGCUGGAGGACGUUUCGUGCGCAGUGAGGGGCUGCGAUGCGAUCCUCCACCUUGCCUCGGCGUUCAGCUAUGAUGCUUCUCCGGGUGAGUUUGAGGAGAAGCUCAUGAAGCCGGCCGUACGGGGCACGGAGACGAUCUGCCGGGCUGCCCUGGAGCACGACUCGGUGAAGAGGGUGGUGAUCAUGUCUUCGUUUGCGAGUGUGUACGAUGCUUCGUUGGGGUUGCAGCCGGGGAGGGUUUAUACGGAGACCGACUGGUGUCCGCUUUCGUAUGAGGACGGGGUGAAUGCUGCUGCUGUCCCCAUCGCCUAUCGUGCGUCCAAAGUCGUCGCUGAACGCGCAGCGUGGGAUUUCAUCCGCGACCAUAAAGUCGGAUAUGAUCUGCUCACGCUCUGCCCUGGAAUGGUCUUCGGGAGGAUGAUCCAUCCCAUUCGGUCUCUCUCCAGCUUGAAUGCCAGCAAUCAGAUUGUAUGGGAUGUUCUCAAGGCCGGGGAAGAGGGGAGUCUACCGCCGACGAAAGCACCAGUCUGGAUCGACGUCGAGGAUCUCGCAGAAUGCUGCCGGAAAGCUCUCACCUACAGUCCUACGGGCAACGAGCGCUUCCUGCUCGCGCAGGGGAGCUACGAUACGCAGGAGAUCGCGGAUAUCGUCCGCGAGCGUCUUCCAGAGACUAAGGCGCGCAUUCCUCGGGGCGAGCCUGGGAAGCGGAUUGCCGAUACGCAUUAUUCGUGUGAUUCUUCCAAGGCGCAGAGGCUGUUGGGGGUGUCGUUUCGGGGGUUGGAGGAGUCGAUCGUGCCUUUGGCGAGGCAGUUGUAUGCGAUGGAGUAG